Molecule: messenger RNA, 542 nt
Organism: Racocetra persica
Lineage: Eukaryota; Fungi; Glomeromycota; Glomeromycetes; Diversisporales; Gigasporaceae
Source: the annotation of a GenBank genome assembly
CAAAAGAAGACCUAUUAGUAGAGCCCCAAGAAACCUUUAGCGAUGGAAACAAUUUCUUCAAUCAAUAUGAAUCUGAAGAGAUUGAAGAAGUAGAAAGUUUCCAUACUGACGAGGCUAUGACUAACGAAGAGGACUUGCCUAUUACUCCAUUGGAGAAUAAAUAUAGUCCAGCUAUUUAUCUGACUAGUAUUGAAAAAGUUCUAACUUUUGAGGAAAAACAAGUAAAAGAAGCAACACUUAUCUUAAAGGAGUUUAGUAAAUUAUUUGCAACUGGGCUAGAUAUGUUAGAAUAUGCGACUGAAGUGCAAUAUGAAAUAGACACUAGAGACGCAAGACCAAUCAAGCAAGCCGAUACAAUGGAUGAUGGCAAAAAAAUUCCAGAAGCUCAAACCAUUGAAGCUGAAGAAGUAGUUGAAGUCGUUCAUACUAUUUCUGAAUAUUAUUUCCCAGAAGAAAUUGAGAAAGAGCCCAAUUGGAUAGACUUGCCUCCUAAGAUCAGAAGUGUCAAUGUUGAAUAUAAUGAGUUGACCAAGGAAACCUAG